GUUGGUGUUGAUUUCUUUGCAUUCGGCAGUGUAAUGAAUUCGAUGUGGUGCUGUCUGUAAACUCUGUGUUAAAUAACGUGCUAAGCAAACGACGUUCUAGUGCAAGUUCCGAGCUGUAGCCGUGUUACCGUUGUCUUCGGGAAAUCAGGGACACCGUUUCGUGCUCGUUCGAACAAAAGCCCUGUGCGGAAAUCCAUCUCAAGUGCUUCGUGAUUCGUGAUUUCCCACAAGAGAGAGAUGGCAAUCCGUUCCCUACGGUACAUGGCCAGCGUCGGUGCCAACGUACCGAAACCUGUGGCGAGCAUUGGACUGCAGCACCAGUUCGUGGGAUGUAACAACGUUGCAAAAUGCAUCCCGGCUCAGCUAGCUGCAGGACCUAGCAGCAAUAAUUGGCCCGUACAGAGUGUACGAUUCUUCAGUGCACUGCAGGGCCAGCCCUCCAUCAGCGAACCAAGCAAACGGUUCGAUCGGAUCGUGGCAGAACGUAACAUCUGUGCUCCAAAGGUGCACAUGAUGGUAAAUGCUCGUACGUUGGCUACGCAGGAAAUCACCCGCAGCAUUCAACUGUUCACCGAUAGGCCAAGAAACGUCGAAAAGGAUCAGCAAACUCUGCGGCUGAAGGAACAGUGUGAUAAGCCUGUGGUGUUGAUUAUCUCCUGGCUGAAUGCUCGCCAGAAACAUUUGGCCAAAUAUGCCCAACUUUACAUCGAUCAAGGAUUUGAUGUGUUCGCAACACACAUCACACCGUGGCAACUCCUGUGGCCAGUUAAGGGAACACAGUUGGUGGCGGGUGAGAUUGUAAAAUUUCUGAAAAACAACGACUUCAAGAAUGGGCUCAUCCUGCACGGUUUCUCCGUCGGAGGAUAUCUGUGGGGCGAGUGUCUGGUGCAUAUAGCGCGCGAUCUACCGAACUAUCAAGUGGUGCUAGAUCGUGUUAUUGGUCAAGUUUGGGACAGCGCAGCUGACAUUACCGAAAUUUCGGUCGGUGUGCCGAGAGCGUUGUUCCCGAAGAAUCCAACUCUGCAGAGUGCACUGAAAAAGUAUAUGCUGUAUCACAUGAAAGCGUUCCACGAGCCGGCAACAUCGCACUACAUCCGGUCGAGCCAGAUGUUUCACACUAAUCUGUUGCGCUGUCCGGCUCUGUUUUUGAUGUCGAAAACCGACCCCGUCGGUACGGUAGAGGCCAAUACCCGCGUCAAGGACAGUUGGGAACAGAGCGGUGUUAAGACGACGGUCAAAUGCUGGGAUCGUUCGCCACACGUCGGUCAUUUCAUGAAGCACCGCGAGGAGUACAUCGAUGUGCUGUUCAACCAUUUGCGGCAGCUAAAUCUGCCCAGCCUGAAGCAGGAUGCGCUUCUACGGGCCAAACUGUAAGCCACCGUCACCAUCGUUCCACACGCGACGCACUGUGAUACUUACGAAAUGACGUGUACCAUUGGCACGUGUGCGUUGUCUCCGAUACUGGAAGGAGUGGAAACAAACAAAAGCCGAAAAGCCAAUGCGACGAAGCGACAGAUGAAAAUUAUGCAAAAAAGUGAAGUUUAGCACAUUUGGGGAAGCAUUAUGGGAUAUUUUAAAACAUUAUAAUACGUUAAUGAACAAA
This is a messenger RNA of Anopheles funestus (African malaria mosquito), 1603 nucleotides long. RefSeq lists its product as uncharacterized. The coding region runs from base 238 to 1374 and encodes 378 amino acids. Gene Ontology annotation, molecular function: serine hydrolase activity. The transcript is spliced from 6 exons. NCBI's taxonomy places the organism in Eukaryota, Metazoa, Arthropoda, Insecta, Diptera, Culicidae. The record is from RefSeq and is a predicted model, not a curated record.